CAACCACUCUGCCGUCAUUUGAAGAGGUCGUCACUGUCCCGACAACUCCACCACCUGAGCCUACCUAUCCGCUUCCAGUUGAAUCACUUCAAGAUGUUCGGUACACGAGCACGGCCAAUCAUUAUUGGACAUUCCGAGAAACGGUUGAUCAACCAUGGAUCAAGGAUGAAGCACCACACCAGAAUCCUCUCAGCCGAGCAGUGUAUGAGAGAUUCCACAACUUUGACAGUAAGCUCACUAAGGAAGGACCAAUUCGGGACGAUAUAGACAAUAAGGAGGAGUCUAUUUUCUUCCCAUUGGAUGGUCCGACCGGGACGCCGAAAGGAAUCAUGCUCCAGGAUGCACUCACGCCUGGACCAGAUAGGAGUAUCAUUUUGACUCCGAAUACCGCGGAGUCUCAAUGCGUUAAGCUUGUUGAGAACCUGCAACGUGAGCGUUACUACCUGAAGCAAUGUCUACUUUCCGCUGAAGCUUGUGACUAUGGACUGAGUUUGGCACUCUGGCUCCAAUUUCUUAAAACGGAUGCGACAUCCAAAGAGAUCAUCCUGGCAACCGGACCUGAAACGGCGCGUGGCUUUCAACUGUAUUUAAGCGCUGGUGAACUACACUUUACUCUGUGGACGCAACGGGUAAAGUGGUCCAUAAAAGCCCCCUUCCAGAAGACACCCUCCGAAUGGGUCAACGUUGGUGUUUCUUGGGGAAAAAGCACACAAAUGCUUCAGCUUCUUAUCAACCGGAAAAUUGUGGCUCAAAAAGCGAACUACCUCGGAGAAGAAUACUUUGGUACCAACGAGGAUGCGACAUCAUUAUGGCUUGGAUGCACCGUGGAUGGGAGUGGCGUACAGCAGCAUGAAAGUUCAACGCUUGGUGUGAAAAUUUCAACAGUCACACUCUGGUACUGGCCGUUACAAAAGUCCCAACUUUUCACCGGUGGACUGGAAAUGUACCUUUUGGAACUCCCCACCGAGCCGACCACAACCGUGACCCCAGCACCAUCCGCAGAUUUCUAUGACUACACUUAUGAGGUGGAAGAACUUGUCCCACUCGCGGGCCGAAGCUAUCCACCAAACCCGAUGUACCUCGUCUCUGACCUAUAUGUUCCAAUGCAAGGUGACCUAAAUCAAACAGAAUCCCAGGGUAUUGCAUGGGAACUGGCUUCGGAGAGAGACCUCUACCAGUACCGGAUUGCGGAUAAAAAUGGAUACGCGAAACUACAUAAAUUUGAGCAAAAAAGCUGUCCUGCCGAAUUGGAUCUUUGUACCAAUGGUCUGUCAUUUGGCGUGUGGAUGAUUAUACCAACAACCUUGGACGUCGAGCAGAUAGCAUUGGACAUUCUCGAACUAGUCGAUGGCUUACGUUUGACCGUUUUCAAGCAGACAUUGAAUCUCUUUGCUGUUUUCAAUCGGACGACCAGUGCAUUUCGCAUCGUGGAAGUAGUUCCUCGGGAUGUGUGGUUCAACUUGGGAGUUUCCAUAGCAAUUCAGAAUGCAAAUAUGAACGUCAGGGCUUAUUUCAAUGGAUUGGAAGUACACGUGUUGCCAGUUGCUGCGCCACCAAAUCGCCAGCAGUUUAGGUCCGGAGAAUUCAACCAGACGCUCUUGAUCGGAAGUUACGCCGUGGACAACUCAGCUGUUGAUGUCGCCCUAAAUGACUUGAUUUUCUGGUAUCGUUCACUGGCAGAUUUUGAGAGUCAUCGGUUUGUGGGCUACGAGCGAGUUCAGCUGGAUCAACUGCAGGGUUCAUCUUACUACUGGACUCCCGACCUGUACAUCGUCAGGGAUAGUGCAUCACAACUCAGGGUUCGACGCAGAUACAGCUACUUCACAAGCGUUGAGUCCAUUUCGGACACUGGGGUUCAAGGCUACGCCCUGGCCUCGCUAUACAAGCCACGUGGAGUCAAUUUUCGUUUUUCCACCACAGAUUACAUGGGAAAGUCAGCUGUGCCUAUCUUCGAUAUGCAAGCAGGCCAGUACAUGUUGCUGGGUCGUUCUAAAUCACCUCAGCACACAACGUCAGAUCUUCUCUGGUUAGGGCAGUGCCUGCUCGACCCAAGUGAGGGUACCUGUGGUCUCCGGGGAUUUGCAAUCUCUUUCUGGAUAAAACUGAUCUCAGUCAGUGAGAAGCGUUUGCGUUUCUACUUGAAUUCUGGAGAUCCUGGAACUGGUGGCUUGACCUUGAUUGAUCAUCGUGGUGUGGCCAUAUUCAGUGACAAGACGCUGUUUGGUGUAUCACUUUCACAGCGGUUCACGUCGUGGAGAUUGCUGCUUGAUUCAACUAGUUAUACUUUGGGUCAGUGGACCAACGUUGGCAUUUUGUGGCGUGAAGACGUUGGACUGACACUGCUACUUGAUGGCGUAAACUACGGAACAACGGAUGUCAAAGGAAGCAAGAUAUAUAGAGCACGCGUGGCCUCUCCUUAUGUCGUUCUCGGUCGCUUUAAUGUGGAUGAUAAAACAGCCUGGGUGUCCCCACGUGAUGCGGAUACCAUAAGGGAACAGUCUGGAGACCGACUAAAUCCGAGCUGGGAGAUGGCCAAUUUCGUUCUGGGAGAAGUGACAUACUUCAACAAAUUGAUGACCCAGGAAGAAUACAACACUCAAAUAGGUCUACUGGGAGUGGCAAGGUUUCGCAAAUUUUUGGGUGACCUCUGGUUUGGAAAAAAUCUGAUUGAUGCUCCAAUCAGUCAGUUGCAUGCAGCCACUCAAGCCAAAAUAGAGAAGCCUGGUCCGGUCCGGUCUACCAAUCCCUUCUCAGCCGUUAAUUUCUUGCAACAGCCUGAUGCUGUUGAACUGAUAAAUGGGACGAGCAUACGACUGGGUGUUUUCGACUCAACACAUUGUACCAGACAAGAAAAUUUCUGUCCUGAAGGCCUCAGUAUUGGCGCAUGGGUGCGAUUCAGUGGUCUUUCGGCAAAUAACAAAGCAGAUCUCAUAGUUUUAUUCACCGGUUCUGGUGGCAAGUUUGGAAUGGCUGUGAGCACAACGGGGGAGGAAUUAGGCGUAUGGAUGAGUGACGAACUGGGUGAUGAUGACCCAACCAAGAGCUGGGUUUGUACAACCAGGGCAGUUAACCUGGGGAAGGUCACAGUGAACAUGCAAUGGAUUCACUACGCAUUGGUAUGGGGUCCGGCACCAGGUAUGAGUGAAUUUCUUCUCCGUUUGAUUGUGAACGGAAAAGAGUAUGCGGUCUGUUCACAUGGUGAGAAUAUCGAUGGUACGGCAGACUGGUACAAAGAAGCAAAAGGAAAAGCAAAGACAUUGUACAAGGAAACCAAAACUAACGAAAGUGCUUAUAUGCUUAUCUCUUCUGCUGUUUCGGAUAGUCGAGUUGCCAUUGCCCUUGUCGCUCUGAAGCCAACAACCGUCGUCGGGUCCGCACUGAUGGACUUGAUUGGAGUGGAGUAUCCGCAGUUUCUGUCAAUGCAGAUAUCUACAUUUUACUGGCCAUUCAGUGGAUUCAUGAAGCACUUAUCACCAAAUCGCCUUACUCCAGUCCGUGUACAGUACGCUCAAGAUAAGCAAGACACGGUAAUGGGUGCUAUGUGCACAGACGGCACAGAUCAGUCUUUUGUGGCUAUGAGAGGUGACCAAGUGGAUCGCUUCGGAAGGAACAACUUGGAGACGGCUUGCUUGAUCAACCCGACAGCCUGUGACUCCUAUGUGUUCAUAAUUGACUAUUACCACCUGAACGUGUCAUUCGGACUAAAUGCUUCACGGGAACUGUUCCGCACGGCUCCGCUGGAAGCACCAGAGAACACAGUAGGUUUGAAGAUCACUGUUUCAGAGGACGGUCAACAAUUGUUGGUUACCGCUAGGAGUGAAUUUUACACGUUGAUCAACAGUGUGUCAGUGAAUAACCUGACGCAAACCAGUAAGUGGAUCGAAUUAGAAGUGUUCUACACAGCAACAGCUAUCAAAAUACGCAAUGCAGGAAUACUUUUGGCUUCAAACAAAGAUUCAGUCAAAAAGAUCGAGGCAAAUCGACCUCUGACCUCAGAUGAGCGGUUAAACUUGCGUUUAACUGUCGGCCGGGGACUGCCCGUUUGCGUGUCCGACGUUUUAACUCUGGAUGUUCCGAAUGGUGAAGACGCUGAGGCGUUGAUCAACGGAGGUAGUACAACUUACUGUUAUCCGGAUGUAGACUAUUUGGUGGAGCUCAAAGGCACGGUGUCUGAUCACCUCGGACUCCCAAAGGCAGCGGCGAGUAUCCAAAGGUUGGUAGAACCACUAGUCAUUGAGCAAGCCAACUGUCUAUAUGAACCGGCUGCUUGUUCAUCGGUCACCAUUUCCCUGUGGGCGCGUAUUGAUGGAGUUUUAGACGUGGAAACAGGAGCGGUUGUUGCUGAACAUUCGGAAAAACUGGUUGUUGUGCUCUUCUCGACCGGACCACCGAAAAAACGCGGAAUACUUGUCACGCUACAUGGGCGUCAUGAUGGAGUUGACACCAAACUGGAUCUCCGUGCAUCGGUGCAUACUGGAUCCGAGUUGUGGCAAGUGGAGUGUCCUGGGGCCAUCACACUGGGACAGUGGACCAACAUCGCACUCCAGUGGUAUGCAUCCGGAGAAACCAAAUCAGGUGGCCUGGAAACGUAUUUGAAUGGGCUACGCCAACAGUCAUCUACGAAGCCUCGUGGCAUGGUCCAAAAUCCAGUGACCGACCCCGCAUCGGCAAGACUAUACUUUAGCAAUGCGUAUGUAAACUUACCCGAUGCUGAGGCAAACCUGAAAAGGUAUACACUGAACGGAUCGGUAAAUCAUUUUGCUUACUGGACCUCCACAUCGAUCAGCUGUUCUCGACCGCGAACCACAAAACAAAAGAUAAUGGGAGAAUGUUCAACUGAUCCAGCGGUAUCAGAAUCCGUAGUAUGCACGGUGCUGCGCGACUGUAUGCAAGCGGACGGAGCAGUAUGCAUGGACCCGACACUCACCAACCUCGGCCGAAUGGCUGUUCAAGCUGAAUGGCUCACAGAUCCUGCUGAUUUUCAACGUCUUGUUACAGUGGCCCUAGAUGUGAGAGAUAACGCCGUUGCUAUGGCCGCCGACAACGACACGAUCCCGUGGGUUAAUGAGUUCGUCUAUUACGUCAAUCUGAUUUUACGGGCGUGGCCUUCGGCGCUGCAACGAGCUUGUGACACACGCCCGUCGAAAAACUGUAAUACAUUGAAACAGAUGGGUAAUCAAAUUAUUGAAAAAUUGAUCCUGAUUAUCGCGGCCGUUACAGAUCCUAGUUUUGAGGAAGCUUGGGUGGAUAUCUUGUCGGAAGGCAUAGCCUAUCCUUCGACAUUGAUAAAAGCUACCAGUGAUGUGCUCCGUUCGGUUAGCAAGGAAUAUGUGGCCCUCGACGAAUGUGAGAAGGAACAAAAAAUCGUCACGAAAAGUGGUAGUGCCACGAUUGUUGCCAUCAACACGGACUCAUCGUGCCCCAGUAGAACGCUAGCUUUGACCGCACAGAGUCUGUUGCCUGAAAGUGGUCUCGGUAGUGCGACCUUCGAAAUUUCAAGUGAACUACUUAAAAAUGGUUCACAAAGAAAUGGCUUGGUCAGUCUAAUUGGCAUUAGAGCACCCAGUAAAGACGCAAAAUUGGUGGCCGGUGGUUUGCGACGAGACAGGUUCGCGCAUCAUGCAUUCCAAGGUUCUUCUGAUGGUCCACUUGGGGAUGAACCUAUGAGUGCAUUGCGGCAAAAAGCCACUGAACUUCAAAUUCAAAGUCCGGUUUAUGUGUUCAACACAAAUAUACAAAGUGAGGUAUUAUCCUGGGAGACGGCUAACAACAGCUUCAUACUGAAAUUCACCGUUCGCUUGGCUAGUCAGAAUGAAUUCCAAGAUGUGUACUUCUAUCGAGCGACAGGUCGCAGAAAAUGGAAAGCAAUGGAAACGGUAAAACAAAAUGAGCUAGGCCAGGGCGAAAAUGCCAGACUCGCCUUCCCAGUUCGUUGUGUUUUUUGGGAUUCACGAAACAACAACAGCGAUGGAGCAUUGUGGAACGACUUGGGCUGUGUGCCGAUUGGUGCGAAUCUCACACACGUGCAAUGUGCAUGCACUCAUUACAGCGCGUUCGCAGUCGCGAUGGAGCCGUCAGAUGCCCCAGGAAGGCAAAGGUCGAUCUGGAUCACAUGGGGCAUAUCGGACGAAAAACAACACGAUCAAGUGUUGAAGAUUCUGCUACUCGCUUUUAAUGCCCUAUCACUUGCUUGUUCGAUCGCAUUCUUGGUUACGGUUAUAGCAUACAUGGUCCGGUCGACAUUUCAAGAUGUCUACGUCAUUCACAUUGCGAUGUGCAUAGCCUUGAUCGCUUUUCAUUCCGCGUGGAUGGCAGAACCACUCGUUGAAUCGUCCAGAAUCGGUUGCCUGGCUGUCAGUGUGACGGUUCACGCAUCGGCUUUGUUAACUGCAAGCUGGACACUAUGCGAGACCAUUGCCCUAUUCCGUUGUUUUGUGCUCGGAGAUUUCUCGUGCAAGAGGUUAUGGAUGUGGUUUCUUGGAUUAGUGACACCGGCCAUCAUUGUUAUACUUCCUGCGUCAUUGUCGAGAAUGGAAAAUCAUGGGGACGAUGUAGCUUGUUUCCCGGGAAGAGAAUCCUACGUAUUCUGGACUAUGUUUGGCACGAUUUUUGCCUACCUAUUCAUUUCGAUUGUCGUUUGUCUCGUCAUCGGCUGCAACAUUGAGACACCUGCAUAUCUGAAGCCCAAGCUGAUUGAAAAACUGAUACAACGUGCAAGCCAGCUCAACUUUCUGACUUUGUUCAGUGCAGCUUCAUGGGUGGCGGUGGUCGUAGCUCUGCUACUCCCCAUACCUUAUCUGCCCUAUGCUGCUUUCGUAGGAAUCUCGUUACUGGGCACCCUUCAUUUCCUGUUUCUCGACCUCGGAGAUGUAGAUUUGCGCAAAUUCUACGCCGGUAAAUAUUCAGAAUACUCCGGGGCCAAGAAUGGCAAGAUCAACGAAAAAGUUGACCUCAAAAUUCCUGGUGUAGUUCAACAUGACUUUCCGGAGCAUUACUCGACAUAUGACCAAGAGGGAUUCAAUUCAUCCAGACAAUCAACCGACUUGGAAGCAGGAGCGGAUAUUAGUGCAUACAAACGACAAUUAGAUUUCAAAACAGACUACUGA
Messenger RNA from Opisthorchis viverrini, 7106 nucleotides. RefSeq lists its product as hypothetical. Gene Ontology annotation, molecular function: G protein-coupled receptor activity. NCBI's taxonomy places the organism in Eukaryota, Metazoa, Platyhelminthes, Trematoda, Opisthorchiida, Opisthorchiidae. The record is from RefSeq and is a predicted model, not a curated record. Gene Ontology annotation, biological process: G protein-coupled receptor signaling pathway; cell surface receptor signaling pathway. The transcript has 16 exons. Gene Ontology annotation, cellular component: membrane. The annotation marks the transcript as partial.